CUACUCACCAGUAAAGUUACAUAAAUUGUUAGUUUUACAUUUCAUUUUCCCUACAAGCCUCAAAAAUUUUCUGCAGUGAAAUCCUACUCUAACAAGGUGAUCCUGGACGGAGUUGAUAUCACGGUGGAAAAAGGAACAAUCUAUUCACUCCUUGGACCGAGUGGAUGCGGGAAAACCACGCUGCUUUCCUGCAUCGUGGGAAUUCAACAGUUAAACGAAGGAAAAAUUGAGUUAUUUGGACGGAAUGUGUCCACAUUUCGAAAUGCGAUACCUGGAGGAUUAAUCGGCUAUAUGCCACAGGAGACUUGCCUCUACGAAUCCUUCACAAUUCUGGAAACAUUCAUCUACUACGGAAGACUGCAUUGUAUGCCGUUGGAUAGGAUUAUAUGCAACCUGGCAAAUUUAAAAAUUGUCAUGAAUCUACCCAGUUUGAACAGUUAUGUCAAUAAUAUCAGUGGUGGGGAGAGGCGCCGUGUCUCCCUCGGCGUGGCGUUGCUGCAUGACCCUAAAAUUCUUGUCUUGGACGAGGCUACGGUCGGAAUUGAUCCGGUUUUACGACAGAAAAUUUGGGAUUAUUUGGAAAGUCUUGUUCAAUCCAGUGAAACAACGGUAUUUCUCACGACGCACUACGUCCAAGAAACCAGGCACUGUGCAAAGAUCGGAUAUCUACGAGAUGGCCACAUGUUAGUACAAGAUUCGCCGAAAGCGUUGCUAGAAAAAUAUGGUCCAAAUUCUGAAUUGAAUGCUACCACACUCGACGACAUAAUGCUACAUUUAUGCAAAUCCCAUAUUUCGCGAACACACCAAAUCACAACAUGUUGUACCCCCAAAUUUUCAAAACUGGAGACUGAAUCUGAUCACGAAGUGCAAUUACUACAGGUUGGAGUUCUCAAAGCCCACAUCGGAAACGAACAGGCAAUCCCACAGACUAACGUUCAAAAUCAUUAUGGACGCUCGAAUGUCCACUAUUCUCAACUGAAGGCACUCACAAUCAGGAAUUGAAUUGUGUACAUGAGAUUCCCAGCAGACUUCAUGAUUUGGUCGGAGAUUUCCUACCUCGCUUAUCGAGGUUGCCAGCUAACUUCGAAGAUUAACAAAUGAAUGGGAGGGGAUACACACAUACAAUAUAAGUAGAGGACUACCUCGUUUGCACAUAUUGACGCAUUAAUGACAGACAUAGAGUAUAUUCAGUGUAAAAAGCCGUCGAAAAGGGGCAUAGCGAAAUUUAUGAGGCGACAGCAAAAUAUACAAAUUUUGAUUAAAAACUAUACAAAUUUAGUUUUUGUAAAAUAAAUAAUUUUUUAGUAAAAAU
This is a messenger RNA of Folsomia candida, 1312 nucleotides long. RefSeq names its product ABC transporter G family member 23-like. The record is from RefSeq and is a predicted model, not a curated record. NCBI's taxonomy places the organism in Eukaryota, Metazoa, Arthropoda, Collembola, Entomobryomorpha, Isotomidae. Gene Ontology annotation, molecular function: ATP hydrolysis activity; ATP binding. The coding region runs from base 292 to 1002 and encodes 236 amino acids. The transcript has 9 exons.